Messenger RNA from Dentiscutata erythropus, 657 nucleotides. NCBI's taxonomy places the organism in Eukaryota, Fungi, Glomeromycota, Glomeromycetes, Diversisporales, Gigasporaceae. The record is from the annotation of a GenBank genome assembly.
AUGGCUGUACACUCAAGACCAGUCUCUAUUAAAGAGAGAACACUUUCUUUUCCUUCAAUAUUACUGGCCUUAUAUAAUCUACAGUUGUACACACACCCCCUGAGAACAAAAGCGAUAACUGCUGGGAUAUUAACAGGUUUACAAGAAUUUUUGGCACAGGAAUUGAGUGGAACUAAGAGCAAGAGAAAAGGAAAAGCGAAGGAAGAUGAUAAAUUAACGUUAUAUGAUGUAAUUGACGAAAGGGUUGCCAAACUGGCGUUAUAUGGUUUUUUCAUUAGUGGACCACUUAAUCAUGGUCUUUUCGAGAUUUUAAAUAGAAUUUUUAAAAACCGUACUGGUAGUGGAGUCAAAUUUUUACAAAUCUUAGUGACUUUAUUGAUUAUCCUUCCAAUUCAAAAUACCGUUUAUUUGGCGGCCAUGGCAUACAUUACUGGUAUGAGAGCCCCUGAACAAAUCCUGACAUCAAUAAAAAAGUCUUUAUUGCCUAUAAUGAAAAUGACCUGGAUCGUGUUUCCCAUUGUCCAAACUUUUGCUCAAAAAUUCUUGGAUCCACCACUAUGGGUGCCAUUUUUCAAUUUGGUUGGGUUCUCCCUAGGGUUAUAUGCCUCUACCAAAGCAAAGAUUAAACAGCGAAAACUUUCUGAAGAUGAUCAGUAA